Drosophila ananassae is the source of this 4514-nucleotide messenger RNA. Its product is annotated as trichohyalin. The coding region runs from base 890 to 3244 and encodes 784 amino acids. Lineage: Eukaryota; Metazoa; Arthropoda; Insecta; Diptera; Drosophilidae. The record is from RefSeq and is a predicted model, not a curated record. The transcript is spliced from 8 exons.
AUUUGGGGCUUUGCGAUUGCCACUCGGUUAGUCGCAAUUUUACGCUCGUGACGAACGCACGCGUUCCUCGGCAUCUCCGAACAACUGCCACUAAAUAGUUAGUAGUGGUUGUCUAAAAAAAAUAUAUAUAAAAAACGAAACCUUACCAUCUAACCAUCUAACAAAAAAAAAAAAACCAAAAAAAUAAAGAAAAGAAAAGAAAACUGAACUUCCGAACGACUUGACUGGGACAACAAGUGCCGAUAGCCCAUUGUCUUACCUUAGUUGCAAGUGUUUCUUGGCAGGUGCAGGUGAAAUUCAGCCCGUGCCGGUUACAUUUCCUAUAUCGGCCUGCCAUUCGACUUCUCGUGUCAAAGCCUCACCGCCCAAAUCGCGCUAAUUGGCCUGAUUUGUCCAACAAAAAAAAAAAAUAUAUAAAUAACAAAAUAAAUAUCAAGUUUCAAUAUUUGCCGCGGACCCGCGAAUUGUCUUGCCUAGAAGUCGGACAGUCUGUCAGUUGUGGAAACCACUAAAAAAAAGAAGAUAUAUAUACUCGAUAUAUAUUUUUCCUUUUUGGCACAAGUCCAUCGCGGAGUGAAGCUUAGAAAGCAGGGAACUCUGCAUAUUUGCAUUUCAAAUUAUUUGCACUUCCAACCCAGGCAGAAAUCUAGGAAAGGUAAAGUUAUGUUCUUAUCUUAAACUAAAUGAUUUAAACCAUUCUCUGACCCAAAGUGCACUCAAAGGCGUCUACAGUAAAGUUUUCGUUUCGUUCCAGCCCGUUUACUCCGCUCGUGCGAUGCAAAAAGUGGCCAACGGAGGAGCACGCAACAAGGAAUCCAUCUAAGCCCAGAGGAGGCACCGAGAAAAAAAGUAAGACAAGGGAACAAGAAUCAGCAAACAGGCAUCAAGGAUGAGUGGCAGCCAUAAAAUGUGGUGCUGUCUAGUAUUUAUCUUAGUUUUAGUUGCACACACAAUCUCCGCGGAAUUGCAUCUCAGCGGUGCCCGGGCCGGAGUUAGUUUCGAGGGACCUCAGCCCGCCCAGAGCCCGGAUGCAGUGCCGCCGAGUGCCCGUCCCAAGCGCCGCAUGUACGCUCUGUGUCCGCCGCAGUUCCAGCGCGUAGGCACCGAUUGCUACUCCCUGGUACCGCAGCGCAGCAGCUGGCUGGAGGCGCACUUCUUCUGCAAGGACAAGAACGCGAAUCUCACUGAGCCGACCAAGCAUGCCGAUCGCAAGCUGCGGCAGUUCCUCCAGAAGCACGAUGGGCUAACCAGAGACCGCGAUCCCAUUUGGUUGGGUGCCACCUACGAUCACCACAACAGCAAAUGGCAAUGGAGCAUGAGCGACCGCAACCUGUCCUUCGAAGCCUUCAACCAAAAGGAUCCCAUCUAUUCGCAACUUAUCUUCAACAGCAACCCCCGGGAGAACAACUGUGCCGUCUACGAUCCGAAUCUCAGAUACCGCUGGUCGGCACGACCCUGCUCGGAUAAGCUGCGCUUCAUCUGCCAGCACAAGAUGCCCAAGGUGAGCGGCCCCAACCGGUACAAGAUCUACAACCGCUGGAACGCAACCUAUCCGAACGAGCAGGCCAACGAGGUCGUCCUGGAGAUCCUUGAACCGCACGAAAACGAUCGCCGAUACCACCGCCGUGUCAAGGCCGAGGGCAGUAACGAGGAGAUGAUCAUCCCCGGCCGCCGCCGCAACAACAACAACCGAAGGAACAACCGCAACCGCCCGGCUCUGCAUCCCAACGACGUGAACUACGAACAGCCCGGACAGAAGCCCCGUAGGAAGCGCCCACGUAUCUCCACUGUGGCGCCUUCGGUGUCACCAUCUCCUCCUUCUAACCUCAGCAACGAUGUGCUCAGCCCCUCGGCCACGCCUCAGCAGAUGACCCAAUACGACAGGAAGUUGCAACGCCAAAGGGAGCGGGAGAGACGCCGCCAACAGCGCAAGCUGGAGCGAAGGAGGCUGCGCCUGGAGGAGAAGCGGCGUCAGGAGCAGGAGCGAGAGAGGGCGUCCCAUGAUGCCCCUCACCCCAGGGGCGAGGUAGAUGAACUGCGUCAGCGCUCUGCGGAGGAGACUGAGAAGCGACACCGGGAGGAAAAGGAAAAGAAGCAAAAGAAGGAGCAGGAGAGGCAUGAGAAACUGAAGAAGGCAGAGCAGGAGAGAAAUAGGCUGCAGGAGGAGGAGAAGCUGCGGAAUGAGGAGCUGCAAGCCCAGAAGCUGCGAGAAGAACAGAAGAAGAUACAAGAGUUCCAGGAGCAGCAAUCCCGGGAGCUGAAGGCCAAGCACGAGCAGGAGCUGCAGGAGCGGGAAUACCAGCAGCAGCAGCGCCAGCGGGAGAUCGACCAACUGAAGCAGCGACAGGAGGAGGCCGAACGCCAAAAAGCCGCCGACGAGGAGGCGGAGAAGCAGCGCCAGGAGCACAUCCAAAAGGUAAGACAACGCGAGGAGGAGGAUCGCCGCCAGCGCGAGGAGGAACGCCGCAAGCAGCGUGAGCAGCAGGAGGAGCAGGACCGCCUGAAUGCCGAGAAGCGACGCGAGGAGGAGCAGCGCCUGCAGAAGGAGUACCAGGAGCGUUUGGAGCAGGCCAAGACGGACAGAGAACGCCAGUUGGCGGAGGCAAGAGAGGCCAAGCGCCGCGAAGAUCUAGAGCUGCAGGAGCAGAUUAAGAAGCAGGAGCAGGAGCGUCAAGAGCAAGUUCGCCGCAAGCUGGAGGAGGAGGAGAAGCGCCGCGAGCUGGAGCAGCUGGAGGAGACCAAGCGCUUCGAGGAGCAGGAGCUGAAGCGGUUGCACGAGGAAAACGCCCGGCGGGAGGAGCAGCAGCGUCAGCGGCAGCGGGAGAUCGAGGAGCGUGAGGCCGUCGAGAAGAAUUUGGCGGCCGAGGAGGAGCGCCUGCGCCAAGAGGUCCUCGAGGAAGAACGGGCGCUGCAGCAGCGCCAGGAGGAGGCAAUCCGUAAGACGGAGGAGGCUCGCAAGGCCAAGGAGGAUCAGGAGCGGGCUGCCGAGGAGGCCAAGGCCGAGGAGCAGAAGCGCCGGGUGGAGAAGGCCAAGCAGCUGGCCGACCAGGAGAAGGCGGCCCAGCAGGAGGAGAAGAAGCGCCUCUACGCCAACCGAAUCGCGGCCCUGAGUCCCGAGGAUCAGAAGAAGUUCUUCGAGAUGCGGAAGCGGCGCAAGCAGCUCAAGGAGCAGAUGCAGCGCGAGAACAACGAGAAGAAGCUCAAGCGGAUACAGCACGCCAUUCGGCUGAGCGAGGCCGAGUAGGUGGCUGCAUCGCCCCACCGCUUCCACUAGCCCCCGGGCCAGUAGUUGUCCCUCUCCACACACACACACCAACCAAUACCAACCGAGACAUAUCGAACGAAUUGGUUCCGCAUACGCACCGUUGCCCAGUCGAUCCUUUUUCGAUGGCUUUGUUUUAGACCGACAGGAAAUACACACAAAAGUAUUAUUUUAGCAGGAGAGAUGUAGGAUGAGGAGAAUAAGAACAUAAGAGAAGGUAUCCUUACAAGCGGAUUCGAAACAAGGACAUUUUCGGUUAAGUGGGAAUCAAAUUUCAAUUGCAUUUGUCGGCGGAGAAUCUUUGAGAGCCCGAGAGAGGGAAAACUUAUCUCCAAGCACUUGGCUAGCUCGAUUAAUACUGUACAGAAAAUACUAUAUAUAUAGGUUAAGGAUAUAAACACACACGUCACACACGCCACACACCCAACAACCAACAAACAACAACCAACACACCGCAAUCAGUCACGCAUGUUUCCUUAAUAAGCCAACUAGAUGUUGGCCAUCAAUUUUAGAGCCAAUAAACUCCACACACGCGAAUCACCGGAAUUUUAAACUCGAGCACAAUGGCCACCACAUAUUAUAUAUAGAGAGAUACGAACCAGGCGGUUAAGAUUAAACGGAAAACUCCUCCAGGACAGAAUCCAACUCCAAACUGCUCCCCCCACUCGUUUGCCCAGAAUUGGCCACGGCGAAGCAAUAAGUUUUGGACAGUGUCGGGUCAGCCGACUUAAGGCCAUUUACUAAAUCGUUUAGGUUACAAACUACUAAUUUACACUAUGUAUGUAAUAACUAAAGUAUGUUUAAAUGUAAAUUUUUAUGUAUUUUUUAAUACCUCAACGCGUAAAGUAAAAAAAUCAUAUAGCUCCCUGAGGCAAAAGCUACUUUCUGGGCUUCGUUGUAGUUCGUUUUAAAUGAGAAACUGAAGGCAGGAAAGGAUGCUAAUGCGAAUGAGAAUGAGAAUGAAAUCGAAAGAAAAGCAAUUUUAUAGCCAAGUAAAUGCAUUUUAAUAGUAAACUAACCAAUUUUAAAUAUUAUUAUUAUACUCCUACUCACAGAGGGAAGUGAAAGUGAAAAGCGAAUAAACGUAUAUAGUCAGUGAGCAAAGAAUCGGACGAGAUGAUAGGGCAGGCUAAACACACAAAACAUAUGAUAAAAUUACCAUAUAAUAUUUAUGCAAGAUUAAAUCUAGUUAAGCAUCAAUCGAUAAACUGAACUAAAGAAUAAAGUUUGAAUAAACACAAAACGAAACAAA